Messenger RNA from Fundulus heteroclitus (mummichog), 2428 nucleotides. Its product is annotated as grainyhead-like transcription factor 3. Gene Ontology annotation, molecular function: RNA polymerase II cis-regulatory region sequence-specific DNA binding; DNA-binding transcription activator activity, RNA polymerase II-specific. The transcript is spliced from 15 exons. NCBI's taxonomy places the organism in Eukaryota, Metazoa, Chordata, Actinopteri, Cyprinodontiformes, Fundulidae. Gene Ontology annotation, cellular component: nucleus. The coding region runs from base 140 to 1828 and encodes 562 amino acids. The record is from RefSeq and is a predicted model, not a curated record. Gene Ontology annotation, biological process: regulation of transcription by RNA polymerase II.
GGGCCUUGUUCAGAGGGAAUCACUUCAGCUGACUCAUCUGCGUGUCUAAUCUUCUCUGCUACACUGACACGGAGGGAAGAGCUCACAUAUACAACAAACACCUAAAGGAGCCUGUUCAAGCCUAAUUGGUACAGGAGAGAUGACCAAAGAGACUGAGACUCUGGGACUGGUCUUUCAGAGCGAGAACUUCAGCUAUAACCAUUGCGCAAACUACGUCAUGGACUCCUGGCCCUACCUGGAAGCCCCGAUGGCUGAGCCGAACCCCUCCAAAGUUAGACUCAACCCCGGGGAGACCAUGACGGCCCUAACAAUGCUUCAAGAGCAGUGCAGGAACCAGAAGGACCAGAAAGUUUCUGCGUUCAACCGCAACAACAUCUGCAAGCCGACCGAGAGGACUCUGACCAACGCCAACGACCCGGUCAUGAAGAUCCUCUCCGAGCUCGUUCCCACCUCCCAUCCUCAGGAGAUUUUGGGCCUGAAGCAGAUCUCCUCCCUGCCGGUCUCCGCUCCCGGCUCCACGGACACCUACGCCCCCCUGCACACCGUCGUCGCAGACACGUACGACAAGCAGGAGCUCAGCAACAUCUUCGACCUGAUGCAGAAGUGGCCAGACACCAGCGCCUUCUCCGACCCCAGCGCCGAGAAUCUUCCCUACAGCGAUCCGUUUCCUGAGGCCCACUCCAGCCCCGUCUACUCAGCCUCGUACGCCAGCUCCUCUCCAGAGAGGCCCAGGAGCGACUUCCAGUUCACCCUCGGAUCUCCGGCUGCGUCCCUGCACAAGUCCAGCGAGUUGCCGAUGGUGUACCUGAACAAAAGCCAGUUCUACCCCAUCACCCUGCACGGAGUCGACAGCAGCGCCUGCCUCACAGCCACCAAAGUCAAGACGGUGGUGAUGGCUGUGUUUGAGAAUGACAAAACCCCAGAAAUGCAGCUCCGCUUCUGGAAUCACUGGCACGCGCGCCAGCCAACUGUCAAGCAGAGGGUUCUUGACAUCGCCGACUACAAAGAGGUGUUCAGCGGCAUCAGCAACGUAGAGGAGGUGGCCUUCAACGCUUUCUCCUUCGUGUGGAACCCCAGUGAGGAGGCGAAGAUUUACAUUGGAAUAAACUCCCUGAGCACAGACUUCUCCUCUCAGAAGGGAGUGAAAGGCCUGCCUCUGAACCUGCAGAUCGACACCUACGACUUCAGCUCGGGAAACAACCAGCUCAUACACCGAGCCGCCUGCCAGGUCAAGAUCUUCUGCGAUAAGGGUGCGGAGAGGAAGAUGCGCGACGAGGAGAAGAAGAGGUCCAAGAGGAGGGGAAAGAACACCAACGAUGCACACACCAAAUCUGUGGUUAGCAGCUCCAUGGGCUCUGAGUGCACCUUCUUCAAAACCCUGGACGACCUCGUCACUCAGCCAGUCCUCUUCAUCCCAAACACACACCUCACAGGCUUACAGCGCAUGGCCGCUCCUAUGGAAGACAUUGAAAGGAGUUGUCUGAAGAGGUUGUAUCCAGACAGAGAGCAGAGCAGCUCUCCUCCCACCAAACAGCCACGCAAAGAAGACCCGCAAAGAGUUCUGCUGUACGUGAGGACUGGUGCUGAGGAGGUGUUCGACGCGCUCAUGCUGAACUCACCGACGCUGUCAGGCCUGCAAGAAGCUAUUUCAGAAAAGUACGGCUUGCAAAGAGACACCAUUGGGAGAAUCUGCAAAAAAUGCAAGCGAGGAAUAUUGGUGAACAUGGACGACAACAUCAUCGAACACUACAGCAACCAGUCAGCUUUCCUCAUCGAGAUGGCCGAGAUGGCAGACGGUCACCUCCAAGUCACUCUGGUUGAAGUAUGAGAUUCCCCGGAGGAUGGGGAGACGCGGCUGCCAUGUGAAGUCACCUUUGAAGCACUGCCGUAUCAGAGCUGUGGACUGCCAAAAGCCAAGAACUGGAACUAGACUAAAUGGAUCCUCCAGAUUUUCAGACUUUGGAUGAAAAUGUUGAACCAUUUCUUGAAUUUAAAAAAAAAAAACAAAAAAAAAAUCCCGGUCUGCCCAGUUCUUGCGGUUUGUUUAUUUGAGUUUAAUAUUUUAAUGUAAAACAUUUAUGACUUGCAUGUACAUAGAUGUAAAUAGAUUUUAAUAUUACAGUGUUUUUAUGAGCUUGACAUGAUUUGCUUUGAAUUUCAAUUUUCAUUUUCAGAGCUCUCAACAUUACUUGUGCUCAGGAAUUUUCUUUUCUUUUUUUUUAAAAACAAACAUUUUUUAAACAAUGUACAUUUAGCUGCUUUCAGUCUACCCAUCAUUUCUUCUGCCUGUCCAGGGGGAACAUUUUCUCACUUUUUUUUUUUAUUUGUGGUCAAGUUUAUUCCUGUUAGUUUCCCAACUAAAAAAAAAAUUGCUAAAACGUCAGAUAGUAGUCGGAACCUAAAGUCAGACAUUUCCACCGAAAAAAAA